UUUGCUCAAAUUUUUGGUUCGGUCUCAGGUGCGCUUGCAGGAACACUAUUAAGUGUAAGAAACAACUGCACGUACAUAGUCUGGCCCGCGGUCUUGACGAAUCCAGACACACCCAGCCCGCCGGCAGAGUACUCGGGCUUUGAGCUCCCGGUCCAAGGGACUGCCUUCCUUCACAUGCCGGCGGGCUGGUCAGGCCUUUUGUGGGCCCGAACUCUCUGCGCCGUCAACAGCUCUGGCUCCUUCCUCUGCGCCACCGCCGACUGCCGCACGGGGCGGCUCGACUGCCGCGCUGUGCCGUCAGCCCCUGUCACGCUCAUCGAAUUCAGCCUCGGUGCGGCCGGCGGGAAAAAUGACGCAUACGACGUGUCCAUCGCCGCUGGUUUCAACGUGCCGGUCUCCGUGGAUCCACCGCCCAGGUCGCCGUCGUGCACCCCCGCGGCGUGUCCGAUGGACGUGAACGCAGUGUGCCCGCCGGAGCUGCAAAAGGUCAGCGGCGACGGGCACGUGAUCGCAUGCAUGAGCGCAUGCCAGGCCUUCAGCGACCCGGCGGACUGUUGUUUGGGCCAGUACAAGGACCCAUCCAAGUGCAAGCCCACCAAAUAUGGCCAGAUGUUUAAGCAUGCAUGUCCUAUGGCCGUGGGGUAUAUUUAUGACAAUGCUACUCGUUAUUGCCAAGGGGGUUCUGAUUAUUUGGUCACAUUUUGUCCUCAAAUGUAACUUUCCCAUUUAAACUCA
This is a messenger RNA of Ananas comosus (pineapple), 735 nucleotides long. RefSeq names its product glucan endo-1,3-beta-glucosidase-like. NCBI's taxonomy places the organism in Eukaryota, Viridiplantae, Streptophyta, Magnoliopsida, Poales, Bromeliaceae. Gene Ontology annotation, biological process: defense response. Gene Ontology annotation, cellular component: extracellular region. The transcript has a single exon. The annotation marks the transcript as partial. The record is from RefSeq and is a predicted model, not a curated record.